AUGAAUGCAUAUUCUCCCGGGGACACUCGCUUUACUUACGUGAUCAACCGCGUGGAAUUUCCCUUUAUACUGGAAUACAAGGACCUGGUCCUUCAAAUCCCCAGGAGCUUCGAUAUCGGCUUCCUGGGGGGAAUCGCCACUGGAGGAUCCGGUAUCCACCUUCGGAAUGUGAAAGGCUUUGCAACUGGGGUGGAUCUUGGAGCAGUUCUCCUGCAGGCUCAGAUCGGGGAAUGCGGACGCAAGACCAAUCCGAUGCCAGGGAUCUCCCCGAGAUCGUUGGAAGAAUGGGAUCAUACUCGAUUUAUCCGAUCCUCACUCCUCUCGCGGGAUCGAUUGACUUUUUAA
Penicillium diatomitis is the source of this 345-nucleotide messenger RNA. RefSeq lists its product as uncharacterized. Bases 1 to 345 code for a protein of 114 amino acids. The record is from RefSeq and is a predicted model, not a curated record. The transcript has a single exon. Lineage: Eukaryota; Fungi; Ascomycota; Eurotiomycetes; Eurotiales; Aspergillaceae.